UGAGAUCAAGCUUUUAGCAUGAACAGAGCUACAUUAGAGACGCGAUUCUUGAAAAUAACGAAAAUAUUUGCGAAACUGGGCGGGAUUUGGCCAGAUCAAAAUAAAGUAAAAUUUAUUUUGUGGGCCAUGGUGCAUAUUACCAUGGGAUCGUUUGUCGUUGUACAGGUAGCAAGAGUCGUACAUAUAGGUACUUUGGAAGUCGUGAUAGAGCAGUCGUCCUUAAUAGGUGCGACAAUUCUUAUGAUCAUAAAGCAUGGUAACUAUGUUCUGAACGCUGAAAAGCUCAAGUCCCUUUUGAAUGAUAUGUCCGAGGACUGGGCAAUCGAUCGAUUGAAACAAGAAUUUUCCAUUAUGACGACAUACGCUAAUAGAGGAAGCAUUCUUGCCAUGUUCUACUUUGUAAACGCGUGUAUAUGCGCAUUCCUUUUCGUACAACUGCCAUGGACAAUGCGUCUGGUACACAUGAUAAAACCACACAAUACAUCGCCACCCAUGUUAUACACUAUACCAGCAUACUAUUUUGUCGAGGAUGACCUCAAAUAUUAUUACUACAUUCAAAUAUAUCUGGGCCUCGCUAUAUAUGUGGUGCUAAUCGUAUUCGUCAGUUGUGACACUUGUUACAUGGUCCUCGUGCAGCAUGCUUGCGGACUGUUGACUGUGGCUGGAUAUCGCUUCAAGAAUGCUAUCAAUGACUUUUCUUUCAAUACGAAGAUUUCUGAAAAGAAGGCGAAGGAGACAUAUGACAGAGUACGCUUCUCUAUACAGGGGCACCAACGGGCAAUAAUGUUUCUGGAAAAAAUUGAGAGCGCACACGUUACAUAUCUCUUUAUGUGUAUGGGCAUAAUAGUCUUGUGCGUUAGUAUUACGAUGGUACAGAUCGCUACGAUGGAAAUAUGUAUGGAUUUUUAUAAGUUUACCAGCUUUCUGAUUAUUCAAUUCUUGCAUCUGUUCUACCUAACGAUGCAGGGUCAGUUUGUUAUAAAUUCGUCCGAUGAGAUUUACGAUGCAAUAUACGAGGCAUCAUGGUACAAGAUGAGUACAAAAACGCAAGCAUUAUACAUAUUAGCGUUGCGGCGAAGUCUAACUCCAUGCUAUUUAACUGCCGGCGGUUUAAUACAAUUGAACAUGCAAAGCUUUUCAGAAGUAAUGUAUCAAUAAUGUUAUCUUCAAUAAUUACAUCCGCUGUAACAAUAUUGGUAAAUUUCAGGUGAUAAAACUAUGCGUUUCAUAUUAUACAGUGUUGAGAUCGACAUGAAAAACGGAUUGAUAUCCAGUGAUUCACAGUAGACGCAUUAUUGAGAGCGAUCGUUUUAUCAAUAUCACUACGAUAUUGUAGAAUAACUUAAUAAAACUGUUCUUAUAUAAUCUCGAUACACGAUAUACAUACGAGUAUUAUGGAAAUAAUCAAUUAGAAAAUAAUAAUUUUGUUUCUACGUACAGAAACAUACAAAAAUAUCUGGACACUUGUGGAUACUUUUUGUGAAUAUAUUAUGUGUACCAUACACAACAUUUUGAAAUUUCAUUCACGCUGUUACGAAUCUUAACAAUCACGAUUACAUUCCUAAAAUUUUAAGUCUAUAUAAAGAUAUAUAUAUGUCGGAGAUGAAAGAACACCGGAGCCUUUGGAAUUUUGGAUAAUCCCGCAACAUUGUAAUCUAGAGUCUACUAUAGCUGUGGAUAGCAAAAGUAUUUGGUUUCGUGAGUGGCGUACAGGUGCUUUACAGUUCUACGGUGCGGAUUGCUAUUCCUUGAACUAAAAAAAAUUUCUUUCGAGAUGAGUCUGAUUAUUGUAAACGAUCGUGCAUGGGAGGAUUUUCUGCAGAGAUUCGAAAUGCUCUCUAGAUUCCUCGUGAAACGUCUGGACAACACCUACAUGUUCUUCCAUCCGUCGUUCAGAGAAUGGUUGAUGAAUUCGCCAUCAGUUCUGUACACACAUACAAAAAUAGUUAAUAUAUAUAUAUAUAUUAUAUUUUUUUUUACAUAUAUAUAUGUUUCAUUCGGACCUGUUCCUUGUAUGAAUACUGUAUCUCUGUAUAUAAUAUAAUAUAUAUAUAAUAUGUUAUGAUUA
Messenger RNA from Bombus huntii, 2068 nucleotides. Its product is annotated as odorant receptor 4-like. Bases 19 to 1158 code for a protein of 379 amino acids. The record is from RefSeq and is a predicted model, not a curated record. The transcript is spliced from 9 exons. Gene Ontology annotation, cellular component: plasma membrane. Gene Ontology annotation, molecular function: odorant binding; olfactory receptor activity. Gene Ontology annotation, biological process: detection of chemical stimulus involved in sensory perception of smell; sensory perception of smell. Lineage: Eukaryota; Metazoa; Arthropoda; Insecta; Hymenoptera; Apidae.